Messenger RNA from Melopsittacus undulatus (budgerigar), 1731 nucleotides. Its product is annotated as guanylyl cyclase-activating protein 1-like. NCBI's taxonomy places the organism in Eukaryota, Metazoa, Chordata, Aves, Psittaciformes, Psittaculidae. The record is from RefSeq and is a predicted model, not a curated record. The transcript is spliced from 5 exons. Gene Ontology annotation, molecular function: calcium ion binding; calcium sensitive guanylate cyclase activator activity. The coding region runs from base 397 to 963 and encodes 188 amino acids.
GGCCCGGCCCUGGCUGCGGUGGCUGCGCCUCAGGCUCGAUCAGCGUGACUCUGAACGGCCCCAGCGAUGUCCAGGCUAACGCUGUCCGCUGCCAGCCUAAAGCCGGUGCCCCUUCUCCAGUCACUACAGGCCCUGAUAAAAAGACAGUCUUUCCUCUGCGUCCCAUUUAUAUAUUGAAAGGCUGCAGGAGGUAUCCCCGAAGCCUCUCUCUGUGCUAAACAGACCCCACUCUCUCCGUGUUCAUUCACAGGAGAUGUGUUCCAGCCCUCUGACCACUUCCAUUGCCUCCUUUGGACCUGCUCUACCCUCAUAACAGGAGCAGACAGGCAGUGCUGUGAGAGCAACAGGAGGAAGAGGAUCAUUCCUGUAGCAUCAUUUUUCUGAUCACGCAUACAUAUGGGGAACAACAGCAGCUCCACAGUGGAUGAUCUACAGGCUGUUGAGAUCCACCACUGGUACAAAAAGUUCAUGAUGGAGUGUCCUUCUGGACAGCUGACAGAGCAUGAAUUUAAACAAUUCUUCGGGCUUCGAGGUCUGGAUCCAGAGGCCAAUGAGUACAUUGAGCAGAUGUUCCGCACAUUUGAUAUGAAUAAGGAUGGAUAUAUUGACUUCAUGGAAUAUGUGGCUGCCCUCAGCCUUGUUCUCCGUGGGAAGAUGGAGCAGAAAUUGCGAUGGUAUUUCAAGCUCUAUGAUGUAGAUGGCAACGGCUGCAUUGAUCGACAUGAAUUGCUCAACAUCAUUAAAGCUAUUCGAGCUAUUAAUGGUGGUGACCAUGAAACUAGUGCAGAAGAGUUCACCAACAGAGUCUUCAACAAAAUUGAUGUGAAUGGAGAUGGUGAACUUUCUCUGGAAGAAUUUGUGGAGGGAGCAAGGAAAGAUGACGAGUUCAUGGAGGUUAUGAUGAAAAGUUUGGACCUGUCACACAUUGUGGCCAUGAUCAACAACCGUCGUCAUAGUGUAUAAACCAAGCUGGUCAAAAACACUCUGCCAAUAGCCAGAAGGAUGUACAUACACCAGGAAGGAGACACAGCAUUUUUUAACAACAAAAAAUGUCCAUAAACAUGCAUAUGGAACUGCAAACAGAAAGAUACUGUUGUAUUUGUGUAUCUGAGUGCCUGUUCCUGUACAAAUAUUGAAACUCAGCCACAUGCACGCAGGACAGGUUCAGAAAAAGUAAUUUGAAUGGCAGUGCUUGACUUGACCUCCUAAAAUGUAAAAGCCAAGUUUCAAGGCAUGAAUUUCCUCUUUAUUCUGUGUCCUUGACUGUAAAGUGGCAAUGGACUAAAAAUAACACUACGUUUAUGAAGACCGCUGUCAGAGCUGGAUGAUGGAAUGUGGAGAAUUUCUGAUGUGUACAAACAGGAGCAUCAAACUGUUAUCAAUAUGAAGAACUACCAAAAGAAUAUAACUUCCACUGUUCUUGUCAUUGUAUUAGGUCAUAAACACCAGCAUGUUUGUCCAUACAACAUUUGCUUAGAUCUGGUAGUCUCUACAGAAAUAGCUUUAUUCAUAAGAUCUCAGAACCAAAAUAAAAAUCAACCUGACAACAACAAAUCUGUUCCCAGCUGCACUGUCAGUAAUGCUGUUUGCAGCUUUCUGUGAUCAAAGAGCUCUUUACCAAACAAAUCAACAGUUUAGGAACAGCUUCUGCAACUGAAUAAAAUACACUACUCUGUUUCCCAAGACAGAAAAAUUUCCUGAGAAAACUAUUUUUUACAGUAGUUGUCUUAC